AUGAAACUACUCUCCAUUGUUUCGUUAAUCGGGCUGGCUUUUGCCAGUUCCAAUCCUUCAUGCCGUUGCCGGCCUCAUGAAAGCUGUUGGCCCUCUUCCGGAGAGUGGAAUACUCUCAACAGUUCGGUUCAAGGAAACCUCCAGGCUGUGCGACCCAUAGCCAAUCUCUGCCACGGGGAUGGGCAGACAGAUAUCUGUGCGUUAGUCGCGGAGCAAUGGUCCAAUUCUACCUGGCGAGCGGAGCAACCCGGCGUAGUCCAAUGGGAGAAUUGGGAGGCAUGGCCGGAGCAUAACCAGAGCUGCUACAUCGAAAGUCCCCAGAUACCUUGCGGUCAAGGCAGAAUUUCCCUGUACUCGGUGGUGGCCAAAUCCGCAUCCCAUAUCCAGGAAGCCGUCCGAUUCGCAAAACUACAUAACCUUCGUCUUGCGAUUAGAAACAGCGGUCAUUGCUUUCUGGGUCGCUCGACAGCUCCAGAGUCAUUGCAGAUCUUUACCAAUGGCAUGAAAGAUAUCCAAUUCAGAGAUAAUUUCAUCGCUGCUGGGGCCCCAAACAACAAAAGCGAAGGUCCUGCCGUCACUAUUGCCGCAGGUGUUAUGCUAAACGAGCUGUAUGCCGCUGUUGGGAAAGCGGGCAGAACAGUAGUUGCUGGAGCCUCUCAUACUGUCGGUGCUGCAGGAGGAUAUAUUCAAGGGGGUGGACACUCUUUCCUGGGGCCCUGGAAGGGCAUGGCUUCGGACAAUGCGCUUGAGUUCAGCGUUGUGACUGCUGACGGCAGACUUGUCGUUGCGAAUAGUUAUCAAAACACUGAUCUGUUCUGGGCUUUACGAGGUGGAGGGGGGGGAACCUUUGGCGUGGUUGUUGCCGUAACUCUGCGCACAUUCGAUGAGGUUCCAGUUGUCGUGAGCAACCUCAAUGUCAGCACAGCCGUCGGAAAUCCAGGCUUCUGGCAAGCUUUGACUGAUUUCCAUGCCGCGAUCCCGGCUCUGAACGAACUCGGUGGUGGAUACUAUUUCAUAAGUCCAAAUAUUCCGCUGAACCAGACGCACGGCAUCUCCUCCUUGUCAACAGUACUUAUUUUUCCAAACCAGACUGACACCAGGAAGGCAGAUAAACUCUUUAUGCCGUUGAUGUCAAAGCUCAACGCGACGUCUGGUGUCAGCAUGCAAUAUGGAUCUAUGCCCUUCCCUAAUAUUCACGCACUACUCUCUGAAUUCCUCCUCCAAGGGGGUUCAGACCCCACCGGAGCUCGGGUUAUCCUAGGAUCAAGAUUAUUCUCUCGGGAUCUCCUUGCCUCCUCAGAUGGCCCAGGAAAGCUAGUCUCCGCGCUUAGGACGCUUGGGUCCAACUCUGAAAACGGAUUCACUGGCCACAUUGUCGCUGGAGGCGCUGUCAGCAAAAAUGGGCAGAUUAUCGACAGCGCCUUAAAUCCCGCCUGGAGACAAGUUGCCACUCAUAUCGACUUUGGGCGCGGGUGGGGGCCGAAUGCUACCCUCGCUGAACAGGAAGCUGUCAUCCACAACCUGACCAACGUCGAGAUGCCAAUUCUCAAGGCCCUUGAAGGAGAUAAAAUGGGGGCUUACCUGAACGAGGCAAACCCUUAUGAGCCUGACUUCCAGGUUGAGUUUUGGGGGAAGAACUACCAGCGUCUCUACCAGAUCAAGCAGAAGUGGGAUCCCACCGGUCUUUUUAUUGUGCGAAAGGGUGUGGGUAGUGAGGAUUGGGAUGAUGCUGGGCUUUGUCGAGUACACUGA
This is a messenger RNA of Aspergillus alliaceus, 1752 nucleotides long. Its product is annotated as FAD-dependent oxidoreductase. Gene Ontology annotation, molecular function: oxidoreductase activity; FAD binding. Bases 1 to 1752 code for a protein of 583 amino acids. The transcript has a single exon. The record is from RefSeq and is a predicted model, not a curated record. NCBI's taxonomy places the organism in Eukaryota, Fungi, Ascomycota, Eurotiomycetes, Eurotiales, Aspergillaceae.